Mytilus trossulus (common blue mussel) is the source of this 6903-nucleotide messenger RNA. RefSeq names its product collagen alpha-2(IV) chain-like. Gene Ontology annotation, cellular component: collagen trimer. Lineage: Eukaryota; Metazoa; Mollusca; Bivalvia; Mytilida; Mytilidae. Gene Ontology annotation, biological process: extracellular matrix organization. The coding region runs from base 379 to 5661 and encodes 1760 amino acids. The transcript has 39 exons. Gene Ontology annotation, molecular function: extracellular matrix structural constituent conferring tensile strength. The record is from RefSeq and is a predicted model, not a curated record.
UGCGUUUAUGACAAACAUCCGACAUAGGAAAAAGUUCUUGAGUACAGAAAGUGGGAUUUGUCAUGAACGUUUUAUCUAGUACUUUUUGAUUUUAUCCCGACAAGUGCAUUGUAUUAGAUUAGGAAUUUCCGUUAAAAAGUGUAUGUUUGACAACUGUAAGAAAAAGAGUUUUAGCUGUUAUUUCAUGCGCGCAAGGGCGUAGGAGUUGAGGAAACUGACUGCGCUUUAAUACAUUUGCAUUUUUACACGAUAGAAAAUGGUGGAAAUGUAGUCUGCUACCACGGAAAAGUUAAAAAGAAAAUUUGAGAUCUGUGGUGCGGAUUUUAGGAUUUCUCCGCUGUUGAAUGUUUGUGGAGAACUAGGAUAUUUAUUUUAGAAAUGAACGAACGGACAUUUUUAUUUGGUCUCUUAGUUUUCACGCUGAUUGUAGACAUCUCUUUUGGAGCUGUGUGUAAAGGAUGUCACCAGACAACAUGUACGUGUGCUGGACAAAAGGGAGUCAGGGGUGUUGGCGGUUUGUCAGGCUUGAGGGGACCUAGAGGAUUGCCUGGAUUUUUGGGCCCUAUGGGUAGAGAUGGACAAGUCGGAUAUUUUGGUGAUAGAGGAGAAUUUGGAGGCCAGGGAAAUCAAGGAAUUAGGGGUGGAGCUGGUUCCCCAGGUUUUCCAGGUGUACCUGGUACCCCAGGUAUUGAAGGAAUAGAGGGUAUAGUUGGUCCACCUGGCUUUUCUGGCUGUAAUGGAACUAAGGGUAUAAGAGGAGGAGAUGGUAUCAAUGGAUUGCCUGGUCUACAAGGUUCAAGAGGACCAUCAGGUCUUAGGGGUCCAAAGGGUGAAGAGGGAGAUCUAGGAUUUCCUGGAUUAGGAUUCAAAGGAGAGACUGGAGAACCAGGCCAGACAGGAUUACAGGGACUGGAAGGGAGACCUGGUUAUGAUGGUGAACCUGGAAUACAAGGAGAUAAUGGUUUACCGGGUAUAGAUGGUAUGGAAGGUCAAUCAGGUGCAAAAGGAGAUAUGGGAAGUCCAGCUGUAAUAAGACUUCAGGGAGACAGGGGACAAAAAGGUGGUAGAGGACCUCCAGGUCCCCCAGGUAAUAGUAAUGAUCAGACAGGGGGAGAGGGAACUGCAGUACCUGGUCUAACAGGAGACAAUGGAGAGACCGGAGAGAAAGGAGCAACAGGACUGGGAGGUCUCCCUGGCAGUCGUGGAGAGGAUGGAAGGAAAGGAAUAGAUGGAAAUAAAGGGCCAGCAGGAGAACAAGGUCCAGAAGGUCGAAGGGGUAAGAGAGGAAAAGAUGGACCAACUGGGUCUUAUGGUCCAAAAGGAAUGGUUGGUGACAAAGGAAGGGAGGGUGUUGAUGGAUUUAAAGGAGUUAAGGGGAUAACAGGAGAUUCUGGAAGACAGGGAAUCAGAGGAGAUGAAGGACCAGUAGGAUAUCCAGGAGAUAUUAGAAAUGAUCUAGAUGGUCAGCCAGGUGCACAAGGACGUCCUGGAGAUGUAGGUUUUACAGGAGAGAAAGGUUUCUCUGGACGAGAUGGUGAAAUAGGAAUUUCUGGUCCACCUGGUGGGCCAGGUCUGCCUGGACUUGAUGGAUUACCUGGACUUCGUGGUGCAACAGGAUUUUCUAUUCCAGGAGAACCUGGAGAGAGAGGAGGCUUUGGUGGUAACGGAAAUCCAGGUCUUCCUGGAACUCUUGGACAGAAGGGUCAAACUGGAGUCCCUGGUAGUCCAGGACGUGAUGUAGUAGGUGAGCCAGGGUUCAGAGGUCGACCUGGUCGUGAUGGUGUCAAUGGUAUUUCUGGACGUCCAGGAGAUGAUGGAUUUCCUGGUUUGCCUGGUAUUCCUGGAAUUGGUCUUGAUAUCACUGGUCCACAAGGGUCACCUGGAUUGUUUGGUGAGCGAGGUGAUGGUGGAGAUUACGGUCGGGAUGGUCUCCCUGGAAUACCUGGGUUAAAAGGAGGUAGCGGAGAGGAUUGUGGAAUAUGUCCAGGUGGAGCACAAGGAUUCAAAGGAGAAUCUGGAUUACCUGGUCUUCCUGGACUUGAAGGACUUGAUGGUUUACCAGGAUUACCUGGACAGAAGGGUCAGUCAGGAGUACCUGGUAAUACAGGAAAUUCUGGUGCUGAUGGAAACCAGGGCCGACCAGGACGUCCUGGUGAAGAAGGGUCAACAGGACUUAAGGGUUUCCCUGGUGAUGUCAUAAAUCCUAACCCAAACAAAAUAUACAGAGGGGAGGCAGGAGAGCCAGGAAGAUUUGGAUUACCUGGAAUGGCAGGAAGUCCAGGUGAAGCAGGUGAAAGAGGAAAUAUUGGCCUGUCAGGACUACCUGGAUUAAAGGGAGAUGCUGGUAGUGAUGGAUUUGAUGGAUUAGACGGUUUGCCAGGUCUUCCAGGUGAACCUGGAUUCAAGGGAGAAUUAGGAGAUUCAAACCCAGGAACUAAUGGAUUCCAAGGACUUAAGGGAUUAGCUGGAUUCGAUGGCUCACCCGGUGCAAAUGGACGUAAAGGUGUUAAAGGAGAGCCAUCACAGCCUUGGGUUAACCCUAAUACAAACAUAAAGGGAGAACCAGGAGAACAAGGAGAACCCGCAGCGGACGGUAGUGAUGGAUUCCCUGGUCAAAAAGGACAAUCAGGAGAGCCAGGCGAGAUGGGAAGACCCGCUUCUAAUGGACUACCUGGUUUAAAGGGAGGACCUGGAUUUGAUGGGUUACCAGGAACAGGUGGCCAAAAUGGACCCAAAGGAUAUCCUGGAAUCCCUGGUGAUGCUGGCUUACCAGGUAUUCCAGGAAACUCUGGUCCACCUGGAGAAGAUGGAUUACCUGGUUUCAAAGGACCACCUGGAGACAGUGGAUUACCUGGAAGGGUACCAGAUAAUUUUGUGCCAGGACCACCUGGUGACAAUGGACGACCUGGCCGCAAUGGAGACAGAGGUAUAGAUGGGGAACCAGGCAGACCUGGAUUCCCUGGUAAUGAUGGAAAUAAAGGAGGAUCAGGUGAAAGAGGUCGUGAUGGACUGUCCGGUAUGCCAGGAUUUAAAGGAGAACAGGGAGAAUAUGGAUUGAAUGGACUUCCAGGACCUGAUGGUGAACGUGGAUUUAAUGGACCAAAAGGAGAAAGAGGAUUUAAUGGUAUACCUGGUGACCCUGGGUUACCCGGAUUCCCUGGUCAGUCAGGUAGGAAAGGUCAGCCCGGAUUUAUUGGUCAAGAUGGAACAAAUGGUGAGGAUGGUAGAACAGGACCAAGAGGAACACCAGGCCUACAAGGCCUUAAUGGACUCAAAGGUUUAGAAGGAGACAGAGGUGCAGGGGGUCCAAAUGGUAACCCUGGAAGGAAUGGAGUGGAUGGAGAACCAGGCAUAUUAGGUGAACCUGGGCUAAAUGGUAGAGAUGGAUUACCAGGAUCCAGAGGUAUAAAUGGAGAGAAAGGGGGACCAGGAGAAACUGGAUUCCCUGGUGCUGCUGGUGCCGAUGGACGACCCGGCCAGUCAGGUCUUAAAGGUUUAUCUGGAGAAAAUGGAUUCCCAGGUCAAAAAGGAUUUGCUGGUCCCGAUGGUCUCCCAGGUGUCUCAGGUGGUAAGGGUGAAAGGGGAUUCAAUGGACCAUCUAUUAAAGGAGAACAGGGUCCCCCUGGUCGUUCUGGACUGGAUGGUUUACCUGGAUUGCCUGGUCUGGCAGGUGGCAAAGGAGAACGAGGUGGCAUGGGACAACCAGGUCUUGAUGGUUUACCUGGUGACCAAGGAAUAUCUGGACCAGUAGGAGAAAUAGGCCAGUAUGGCUUUGAUGGUGCAAAAGGUCCGCCAGGAUCAGAUGGUCGACCAGGUUUCCCUGGACCAAAGGGACUGAGGGGAGAAUUUGGUUUAGAUGGAUUUGCUGGAUUAGACGGUCAGAGAGGAGAAGCAGGUCUUAACGGUAUAACUGGAGAGCCAGGACGUGAGGGUUUCCCAGGAUUACCAGGACCUGAUGGAAGAUCUGGGUUCCCAGGAUUACCAGGUACAAAAGGAGGAUUAGGAGAAAGAGGAAGGAGUGGUAAUCCAGGAACCCAAGGACCUCUUGGAGAUGCAGGAUUACCUGGUUUCCCUGGAUUGAGGGGUAGCAAUGGAGAUAAUGGUCUAGGUGGAUUACCUGGUAUCACAGGAGAACCAGGAAGGCAGGGUGAUGAUGGGUUACCAGGGUUACCAGGAGCCCCAGGAGAUGAUGCACCAUUUGAUUUCCGAGGAGCACCAGGUGAUCUAGGUUUACCGGGAUCUGAUGGAAGACCAGGUACCAAAGGUCCUCGUGGAGAAGAUGGAGGUGCAGGAUUAGAUGGUCUUCCUGGAAUGAAGGGAAAUCCAGGUCUCCAAGGAUUUGGAAUCAAAGGACAGCCUGGAGAUAAUGGAUUCCCAGGAACUCCUGGAAAUAGUGGACCUAAAGGUUAUCCAGGAAGACCUGGAUUAAGUGGAUUAGACGGACAGAAAGGUGAGCGUGGUUUCGAUGGAAUUAAUGGAGAGCCAGGUCGUGAGGGAACACCAGGAUUUUCAGGAUUACCAGGUGAAGAUGGUGUAGCUGCUCUUCCUGGAAAUAAAGGAGAACAAGGAGAUUUUGGAUUUGCUGGUAGGCCAGGGUUACCAGGAGAACCUGGAGCACAAGGUCGUAAUGGUUUCCGUGGGCCAAGAGGUCUAGAGGGUUCAAAAGGAACUAAGGGACCGAGUGGACAGACUGGUCCAGCUCCAAUUGUAAACCCUGGGGAUGGACCAAGAGGACAGAAAGGAGAAUCUGGAUUCCCUGGUCAAGGAGGAAAUGAUGGCCGUAGGGGACUUCCUGGUGAUGAAGGUCCCAGAGGUAAUGGUGGGUUCCCUGGUCAGACGGGAGAGCCAGGUAUUCCUGGGCCAAAAGGUGAAAUAGGUAAUCCUGGUCCUGAUGGCUUUUCUGGACAGUCUGGACGAGGAGGAACUGACGGAAUACCUGGUCGUCCAGGGGCGGAUGGACCAAAUGGUAGACAGGGUGUCUCACCAGGAAUAUACUUUGCCAGGCACAGUCAGACAACAUUGGUUCCAGAAUGUCCUCGUGGUACCAGCAAAAUGUGGGAAGGCUUCUCUCUCAGUUUUAUAAUGGGUAAUGGAAGAGCUGUAGGUCAAGAUUUAGGUACUUCAGGAAGUUGUCUGAGAAGAUUCAGUACCAUGCCAUUUAUGUUCUGUAACAUCAAUAACGUUUGUAAUGUGGCCAAUAGAAACGACUACAGUUACUGGUUGUCUACCUUGGAACCCAUGACACCAAUGAUGAAUCCUAUCUCAGGACGGCCAUUACAGAAUUACAUCAGCAGAUGUUCUGUCUGUGAAGCUGUUGGAGAGGUUAUGGCAGUCCAUAGUCAAACCUUAAGACUACCAGAAUGUCCUGUAGGAUUUAGCAGCAUGUGGAUUGGAUACAGUUUCUUGAUGAACACUGGAGCUGGUGGUCGUGGAUCUGGUCAGAAUAUGCAGUCCCCUGGAUCUUGUCUAGAAGAUUUCAGAGCAGCUCCAUUUAUAGAGUGCCACAGUAGAGGCACAUGUAAUUAUUAUGCCACUUCUCUCAGUUACUGGAUAGCCACAAUAGAACAAUAUAAUCAAUUCCGAAGACCGAUAGGUGAAACUCUAAAAGCAGGAAACUUAAGAACAAGAGUCGGUCGUUGUCAAGUUUGUAUGAGAAGCUAAUUGGGUUGUUUUGACUUUAAUCUAAACUUGACAUGUUGUCUAAAAACUAAAUCGAUUGAUCAUACAUGUGAAUAAAUAAAAAUGUUAAUUUGUUUAUGUAAUUAUUCUAUGCUUCUGUGAGAUGUAUGAAUGUGUGAGAAAAUUGUGAUUACUUUGCUCGCUCAAACAGUGUUGACAUGUCCACUUUUAUUAGUUUAUAUGUGAUUAGUAUUACUACUUGUAGAAUAAAACUCAAUGAUGGUAGGCAAGAUUUUUUUUUAACAAAAAGUAAAUUAACCUAUAAAAAAAAUUUAGAUGGGAAGAAAAAGUUUGAAGCAAUUGAAAAACUGAAAAAGGGUAAAAAAAAAUAAUACAGAUGUAUCAAGAUAAAUUCAGUACUGAAUCCAAAGCUCUAGUUAUAUGAGGGAAUGUUAUUUUAUGUCUGUAAAACGGGGAAAUAUCAACACAUGACUUUAUUUUUUUAGCAUACUGUUUUGAUUAAUUAUUGAUUUGAAUUUGAGAUGGCUUAUAAAAAAGGGCUAAACGACCUUGCUUGAAUAACAUUGCAUGUUACAAAGUAAAGAACUGUUUAAAGUGGAGACAAAAUAUUACAUCAGAAUCACUUGCUUGUGGAAUGCAAUCUUAGCCCUCUUCAGACCCAUUCAGUACUGAAUUUAAUUCCUAUAUCAGUUAACUGUAGUUUAAUUCUCUUUGCAAGUUUAAUAAAGAUUAAAAGUUUAGGGAGGGAUGUUGUAAGAUUUAAAAGUUUUUUCUUUCAUCAUUGCAUUAAGCUCAAACUGUAUUAUAGUGUUUUUUACUGGUUUCAUAAGGUGCUAUGGUUGUAUGUAUUAUUUUUGAAUUUUCAUUGUAUACUUAAUGUUUAGUAUUUGCUAAUGUAUGGGGGGUUAUAUGAUUUUUAUCAUCAACUUGCAUUGAUGAAAAUGGAGAGAAUACUCAAAUUGUAGGACUUGAUAUGAACAAAAUGCAUUUUAAAACUGUAUAAUAUUGUUUCUGAAUUUAAUACUGUACUCAAAACUUUUCUUUUAAUAGUUUUAUGAAGAAGGGACAGGUACCACAAUGUCUUUCACAAACUUUUGUUUACUUUAUAUUGUACACGAUUAUCUAUAUUUUUUGAUAGUAUCAUUCUAUUAUGACUUUGUACAAUAAUUUGUAAUAAGAAUUUUAAAAUAAUCAUCUCACUUCGAAAUUUUGGUUUCCUUUUAUUCAAAAUUUUAAUAUUCGUCUGCUGAAUGUAUUGUCAAA